CUUUGCCCCGCCAUGCUUAGUUACAAAGUAGUUUACAAACGAGGCAAGGUUUAAGUUUCAUGGGUACAUUCUCUCCAGUUGGCUCCGGUUAAAGUUCUGGCACCACGGAGAGAGCCAUAAAUGAGGCGGGUUCUGAAGGAGGGGGUUAUCAGCAAAAAAAUUAAACGGAAGACUAGUGGGGCAGAAUUUGCUCUGAAGUAUUUGGAGUCAGCACUUGUCCCAUCAGUUAUCUUAAAAAUAGAACCCAUUCAACAUUUGAGGCACUUCAGGCAUGUUUUGAUGACCCCAGUACCUAGGAUUGAAAUGGUGACACAUGAGGAGGUGAGCAUGUUGGUUGCUGCUGCUCUUUCAUCUGACACGGCUUCGUUUGGAGGUAGAACUGAAGGCUGAAGAGUUGGAAAAAGAUGCAGCACAGGUGUUGAGCAAAAGGCUAUUGUGGCCCACUUGCCUGGGAUCUCUAUACCUGCCCACGCUGUAGGUAAGUGCUUACAUCAGAAACCAUAAAUACUUGCUUCGCUUUGGUGUUUCCUAUGCCGUACUGUCUCUUCUGAAAGUCAGCCCUUAAUGGCUCAGAUUUAUGUGAUGUACUUUAUGUGAUGUACUAUAAAAGGAUUUAUGCCUUUUAUAGGUGACAGUACUACAAUCCCUGCGACGGGGUGAGCUCCCGUUGCUCGGUCCCUGCUCCUGCCAACCUGGCAGUUCGAAAGCACAUCAAAGUGCAAGUCGAUAAAUAGAUACCACUCCGGCGGGAAGGUAAACGGUGUUUCGUUGCGCUGCUCUGGUUUGCCAGAAGCGGCUUAGUCAUGCUGGCCACAUGACCCGGAAGCUGUACGCCAGCUCCCUCGGCCAGUAAAGUGAGAUGAGCACCGCAACCCCAGAGUCGGCCACAAAUGGACCUAAUGGUCAGGGGUCCCUUUAGCUUUACCUUACUACAAUCCUAUGUAUACCGACGUGGAAAUAAAUUCCAUUCAUUUCAAUGGCACCUACUUCUGAAUAUAUUCAGUGAUGAGGAUCACAGCCUAUAUACCCCCAGUAUUCACACUUUUGCUUUUGCUGAAGUGUUAAGGUCUUUAUAUGGUAAAAGUUUAGCUUGACAAUCCUUCCCCACACCAUCUCCCCUGUUUUUAUGAUUAAUUUUCUAGACCUCAUGUUUACAGAGAAAAACCUGAAAAUAUGUUGUACUUGUGUCUGUGUGUACAUGCAUAUGUCUGACAGUUAUGGGCUAAGAAAUCAGAAGAUGUAUGUUUGAAUACAGUAAGUAUUUAAAGUAUUUACAUGAAUUUAUUUUAUGUUUUUUGCUUCCUCAAUAGUAAAGCACUAUGUUGAUAAAAGUCACAUUUUAUAUGACAAAACUACUGAAGGGAACUAAGGAGAAAUAUACUGUCAUGUAUGCUUUAGUUGAGAUUUCUGCAUUGCAGCGGGUUGGACUAGAUGACCUUUGGGGUACCUUCCAGAUCUACAAUUCUAUGAGUCUAUGUAUUGCCUGAUGCCUCUCUGACAAAGGAAUGAAAAAACAUAAAAUGAUAUGAACAAACUUAACAUGGCCCGUUUUCUUGGGGGAAAUUGACAACUAUUGUUUCCAUAAAUUCUUCACAUUAUGCAGUAAUGCAUUCUACAUAAAACACUCUUUGAAUGUUAGACAAUCACACAUUAUAUACAGUUCCAUAAAAUAAACCAUUUUCUCUGUGCCUAUGUAACUUGCUAGUUCUAAAAAUCGAUGUGCCUUUUCUAGCAAGUGAAAAAUUGUUAGCAUGACAGUUUAUGCUGAAAUUAUGGGACAUCUUUAAGAGACAUUUAUCACUGUCAGUAAUGAUGCUUCCCAGAAUUUCAGUCAGGUUUGCUAAAGCAUAAAUGCUUGAGCUUGUCAGGUUUUUCAAAACAAAUCUGUUCAACUAAUCUUAGCUUCAGGUAAAUUGGGAGAAAUUCAAGAAUUAUACAUUUAGAUCAAGUAUAUUCAGCAACUCAGGAAUUUGAUGAUGUAGAGACAGUCACUGGAUGGUCUUUUUACCUUCGUCUAACCCAUGAAAAAUACUUAAUUUCUUAACCGUUGAUGCUGGACAGUAGCAAAUGAGAUAUGCUCACAUUGGGCAACUCUGCCCAGUGUGUAUCUGCUGAGAUUGCCAUCAGAUGUGGUCCUGUCUUUGGAUGUUUGAGUGACAUUGGUGUCAUGAAGUGCCUCACACCAGCUACGGCUGGUAUGCCAGAUAUGGCUCCUAGACAGCGAUAUAUCAGAAACUAUUCUCCAUAUUAUGGUAGUCUACAGAUUAGACUACUGCAAUAUGCUGUGUGUGAGGCUGUUUUUGAAGACUAGCAGAAGACUAACAGAAUGCUACUGUUAGACUAGCAGGGGUAAGCAAACUUUUUCAGCAGGGGGCCAGUCCACUGUCCCUCAGACCUUGGGGGGGGCGGACUGUAUUUUGAAGGGGGGGAAAUGAACGAAUUCCUAUGCCCCACAAAUAACCCAGAGAUGCAUUUUAAAUAAAAGCGCACAUUCUACUCAUGUAAAAACAUGCUGAUUCCUGGACUGUCCGUGGGCCAGAUUUAGAAGGUGACUGGGCCGCAUCCAGCCCCCAGGCCUUAGUUUGCCUACCCAUGGACUAGUACUCAAACAGUUUCAUUUUUAAUUCUAAGUGCUAGAUUUCAAAGUUCUAUCUUGGUUGGAACUUAUGUAUCCCAAGGGUUGCGUACUCUGAUAGGAAUCUGCCUGAAUUCUAAGCUCAUCUGAACCCCCUUUCAGGGUAGCUCUUGAGGCUUAUGUGAGGCAGGUAACAGGCCAUAGAUUAUUUAAUAGAUAAAGGCCUAGGUAAAGAUGAAUGAGUUUGCCUGGCACCUAAAGACCUGUAAUGAAGGUGCCAGGCAAGCCUCUCUGGGGAGAGCAUUCCAUAGUCAGGAAUCACCACAGAAAAGGCCCCUUCUCUUGUUGCCACCCACUGAAUCUCUCAAAGAGUGGGGGACAAAGAAAAUGAAACAAAACAAAAAACACACCCUGACGUAUCAUGCACCCUAAGAGACAAAUCUGUCAAAAAGAUUGGCCAAAUGUUCUUUUUUAAAUUAUUCAAGGGGGGUUUUUUUUGGAUUCGAUUGGAUAGGAUGGACGAGGUAGAUUCAGGAUGGCUGGAAGAACCAAAAAAAGAUUCACAAUUCUUUAUGUUAAAUAAAGCGAGGGUUCUAACAUACACAGCCAUUUACACAUAUACAGAGGAAUUAAAUUUCAUUUACUGAAGCUUGACACUAUUUCUCAUUGUAUUUUCAUGUUUGGUACAGGUUGGGGAUGAAAACUGAAUGGCUCAGGGCACCUCCAGUCUGUCACUUUUGGGGGGCAGGAUUCAACUGCAUACCAGCAAACUCAUAUUGCACAAUUAAAGCUCAUUUGCAGCUCCUGUGCGACAAACCCACUUCAGCAAAAGGCUGGACUUUUUGCAAUGAGGACUGCCAUGAGACAGUGUGGGAUAGCUUGUUUUGACGCAACAUUGGCUAACCUCCCUGCAAACAGAUCAGAAUGACUGCUCAUUGAAUAGUCAAUGUCUAAUCAGGAUGAAUGUUUAGAAGCAUCCUCCGUCUGGUGUUAGAGGAUCAUGUUGGGAAAUAAUGGAAAGUAAAAUAGGAAGAUCAGGUUGGCUAAGUGAAUUAAUAUAUGUAUGAUUACACUUUGUAUUACACAGCACCAAUCUGUAAGAAUGCAAAAUACAUUUAAAAUUAGGUUGGUAAUUCUAGUGACAGCUGUAUGAUUGUCCCACUCAUAAUUCAUAGUCUUACCUGAAAUAUUAAACAAGCAAUACUAUGAAAAAGCAAAGCCGCACACACACAUUAAUAAUAAUAAUAAUAAUAAUAAUAAUAAUAAUAUACCACCGUAUAUCCAGAGGUCUCAGGGCAGUUUCCAGAACAUAGCUUGCUACCAGUGAACACAAGUUUAGGCCUUAUCUUAGAAGGUAGCUCUUCCAUGAUCAUAGUUCCACCAGAGAUAAGGCAGAAUACAUGGAAAUGGCAAAUCGAAAUUGCUGUUCCUUAUGAGCCAACAAUAUCUCGUGUUCCCUCGAUAAUUCCUCUGCAGAGGCCCUAACAAGAGGCUUGACCUUAACUUAGCAGAUCACAGAAGCUCGUGGCCUCAAGAUGGAACGGUUGCAGAUCAGGGAAAUAUAAGAGGGCAGCUAAGUACUUUAUUUACAGACAAGAAAUCAGCAGGAGAUUUGCAAGUGGUGAAUGGAUCGCUUCAGUGACCCAAAUGGCAUGGUUUGAGAGAAUAAGAUGCCAGCAAGAGACCACAGUUGAUUUAUUCGAUAACAUCAGGAAGCCAUUUAUGGGCUGCGUUAUGGAUGACUAUCCUGGUGUUUAGAACAGGACAAGAGAGGCUGAUGUGUGCUUACACAGGCAUAAAAUACAGUGGUACCUUGUGUUACAAACACUUCGGGUGACAGACUCUGCUAACGCGGAAAUAGUACCUUGGGUUAACAACUUUACCUCAGGAUAAGAAUAGACAUCGCACGGCGGCAGCAGGAGGCCCCAUUAGCUAAAGUGGUACCUCAGGUUAAGAACAGUUUCAGGUUAAGGAUGGACCUCCGGAACAAAUUAAGUUCGUAACCAGAGGUACCACUGUAUAAUAAUGAUAUGUCCUGGGCAUAAGCACCCAAAAGCAAAAUUCUAGGUUGAGCAAUUAGUCACAUUUUGACUAUAUCAAAUAAAUAGCCCCUUUAUUUAGGGCCUAUUUCUGCUCAUCAGGGUUGGGACUUACCACUUUCGGAAUCUGCCUAGACUCACAGGGCUUGCUAACUUUUUGCAGCCAACGGGCACAUUUGGAAUUUUGAAAGACCCACAGGUGCCAGUCACAAAAUGGCUGCUAUGGGUGUGUGGUGUAACCUAAAAUGGCUGGCAGUACAUCUUAAAAAGCAGAAACAGAGAAAUUGGUGCAUCACUCCCCACCUGCAUUAAAUUACGAUACAAUAUGAUACGAUAUCUUUAUUGUCAUUGUCCCAUACAGAACAAUGAAAUUGAAAAAUCUACAUAAGACAUUCAAAAACCCCUAAAAACUCUGAAACCCCAUUUUAAAAUACAAUAUACUCCUAUAGAGACUCCUUAUACUGUGUUUAAAACCAGAAUUGCAUUUGGGUAAAAACUGUUUCGCAGUCAUAGUCUUUAUAACCCUGUACCUUCUUCUAGAAGGCAGAAGCUGAAAGAGAUCAUUUCUGGGGUGCGUCCUAUCCUGCACUAUCUCUGCAGCUUUCUUAUGGCACCUGACAGCAUAGAUUUGAUCUAAGGUGGGAAGAGUGCACCCAGUUAUUCUCUCUGCAGUCUUUACAACCCUGGACAGCAUUGUUUUUUCCCUGACUGUGCAGCUCCCAAACCACACACACAGACCAUAAGUUAAUACACUCUCCACAGUACUAUGGUAAAAUGCCAUCAACACAAUGAGAGAUUGUUUUUCCAGAGGAUUCUCAGAAAAUAUAACCUCUGCUGUGCUCGCUUCAUCAGGUCUUUGCUGUUUUCUCCCCAGGUAAGGUCAUCUCUCCACUCCAUUCCCAGAAAUCGAAACACCGAGACCUGUUCCACGCACUUCCCCUCAAUAAUAAGUAGCUGAAUAUUCAAUUUACAUUUCCUAAAGUCCACAAUAAUCUCUUUUGUUUUCUUUAAGUUAAGGUGUAAGCUGUUUUUCCUGCACCACUCCCACAACUGAUCAACUUCCUUCCUAUAGGCUGCCUCCCCCCUCUCCAGCCGUGAUUAAACCAACCACCGUUGUAUCAUCUGCAAACUUAACUACACCUACACCAGCCACCCUUUCCUCACAGUGAGCAGUUUUUUGCACCUCCCCUCUCUUUAGAAUUGGGGGGGGGAGUGUCCAGUCCUGGUAUCCAAUGAAAUGUGGGGAUAUUUAAGGGUGUGUGUUCACAGUUCAUUGUGAAUUUUUGAGGGGUUAUUUACUGAGGCCCUUUCUAGGCACCAUAGAAAGGUGGGCACGCUGAAAUAUACUUGUUACAUGUUACAUGACUGAAAUCCAGCCUUUGAUGGCUAGGGAUAGGUAGAAUAAUAAUUAUACUUUUAUAGAAAAUGAGCUCUUGGGAUGGGAUGAAACAAAUUAUUAAUGUAAUCCAGUGGUUUUCAACCAGUGUGCCAUGGCACCCUGGGGUGCCUUGAAUGAUGGUCAGGGGUGCCGCGGGCAAUACUGGCCUCUGUCCCUCUUUCCUUCCCUCCCUCCUGUGAUGCCUCUCGCAUCUCUGCCUCUCAAAGGCUUACACGGCUGUUUACUGCAGCAGUCCUGGUUACAAGCUCCCCAGGCAAAUGGGGCUGGCCAGGGGGUGCUUCCCAGGCCCCUGUGGGGCAGUCGGAAGAGGCACUUCUUUUUGGGGCAGGGGGCGGCAGCUCAGAGACCAGGGGCAGCAGCGGUGGCUGCCCAGAGGAUUCCCAAGGAGAGGGGAGAGAAGAGGAGGCUGAGGGACCACUCCACAAUGGAGGGUGUUUGAAAAAGGGUGAAAGGCUGCCAGCUCUGCAGGCAAGGGGUGACCUAACUGGACUCUUGAGCCCCACAGGGGUGCCGCAGAAAGAAUGUAGUUGGUCAGGGGAGCCGUGGACUCAAAAAGGUUGAAAACCUCUGGUGUAAUCAAUCAACAGCAGAGUAUACGAAACAGCUAAUCCAGAGCAGAAGACAAAUAUGUUAAUUUAGUUGAUUCGAAUCGAGUAUUUCCAAACAGUAUUUUUAAAUCUCACUUCACCCUUUUCUUUCACUCUCAAAACACCUUAGAAAAGUGGAACAGGUGGGUGACUUAUGUAGAAAAGUGGGGGUAGACAGCAAGGUCAAGUGGCAAGCAAUGGCACAACCCAAGAAUUAGUCUAAUUUGCAAAAGAGAAAUCCGCUCUAAAUUCAGCACUUCCAAAUAAAAUCUGGUUUGUAAUGAGAGGAAGCAAGUACAUGGUGAAUUCUUCCAUUGAAGUCUGUGGUCCCUAGUCUAGUACAGUUUUGCUUGGGUUAUACCCUAACAUAUAGCCUUCAUGGGAUAUUGGGGGGGGGGGAGUAGCAAUAGAUUAGUUACAGAAUAAUUGAGUUGUGGAGUUGAAAGGGACCCCCAUGGGUCAUCUAGUCCAACCCCCUGGAAUGUGGGAAUCUCAAAUAGCUCAUCCAUGACAGAAGGCCAUACAUCCUCUACUUACGUGGUUAGCUUGUUUUAACUUCUCCCAUGUCUGCUUAUCUUUGCUUUUUACUAGCAACAACAAACUGUAGGGGUAGCCAACAGUGCCUCCCAGUUCCCAUCAGCCCCAAUCAGCAUGGCAAAUGGAUUAAGGAAAUUUAGUCCAACAGCAUAUUGAGGGCACUGUAUUGGCUAUUCCUGGCAUAGUGUAUACCUAUAAUGCAUGUUUAUAAUAGACAUACAAUAAAUCUAGUGCAUACAUCCUGUUUGUUGAGUUGUAGGCUUCUGAAUGGGGUGGGCAAACCUAGCCUUUGGAAAUUGGUUUUCAAACCUGGUUUUCAAAGAGCACAAUGGUUGGGACCAAAUAUUAACCAGCAAUGAAUUGUUGGCAAUAAACAGAACCCUCCUUUUUAAAAAAUAAAAAAGAAGUAGUGAGCCAUCUCUUUCACUUAACUAAUGGUGAUGCUAUUUAAAGUAGUUCUUAGAUAACCCAAGUUUGUAGUUCUUAGAUAACCCAAACUUUGCUAAGCAAAUCACAAACUGACCCCUUAAAUCCUUUGCAGUGAAACUGUGUUAAGUCCACUUCUAGUCCCAACCUCUUUCAUCAAUCCACAGUGAUAAGUUUCUAAAUAAAGAGGUACUGGGGCUCUUAGUCAACUAUAUACCGUUUGGUUGUUUAUUUGUGUGUGUGUUUUUUUUAAAAAAAACAACACCAAACAGCAAGCUUAUGUAAUUUUGUAAAGUGCCAGAAAUAUUGAUAGCACCUUUGCCUCCAGACCUCUCUUUUAGUGUGUAAUCAUUAUCAUACUAUUAGGGUGGUUGCACACAUUCUUCCUUUCAAUACUGUUUGCACCUGUGGAAGCUUUGGUGUGGUCACACUGCUUUACUUCCAGUCAGUGCAGAACCCAUAACUACCUGUUGAAAUCCUGUAUUUUUUUUCUACCACAACAUUCUGGUUAACUUUUUUGUCCUGCGUUUGUUGCCCUAUAGCCCCUUUGGACGGCAAUAAUGUGGAAGCAUUGGGGAGGCAUCACAGAACAAACAACCAGAAUAAAACUACCACUAAUGCACUAUUAUUGUGUCAAUAAUACACUGCAGAAUACACCCACAAUUAAACACCAGCUAUUGACAGUCUACCCAUUUAUACAAUCACAGAAUUGCAGAGGAAAGGGGCAGCACAUCUGGACAUCAGACUGAUCAAGCACACACAAAUCACCUGGUCAUAAUCUUCCCCACUGUGGUGAGAUUUUAUUUCUAUUUAAAUUAAGCAAUUGUUUCCAAAUUAGCAUGUGCACCUUUUAAGAAAUUACUCUUCCAUCCACUUCUUGGGUGGUUUAUUUUCUCUUUUUUGCCAGUCCAUAAGUGGCCACUCCAAUACAUUUCCUUGUCUUGUGGCUGAGCAGCAAAUAACACCUGCCUUUCCCCAAGUACCCAAGGGUGGCCAAGUUAUUUUGGCACCUGAAGCAGAAAAUCCCACAAAUUCCACUCCCUGGCAGUAAAAAUACAACAAAUAUUAAUUGUAUACAUUACAAUGUGCUGCUCUUUCAUGACACCCAAAACCAGCUGCCUACUAUUAGAGCCAACCUUGCCCAUAUCUGCUAAACUAUCGCUGGGUUAUAACUGUCUCUGUCAAUAUGUGUACUCUGUACUGGCAGAGUUAAUUCCAACAAAUAGCAAAUUGUAAUAGUUACCUGCAAUAAGCAAAACCUUCUGAACUUCAGCGACUACCCAUGAGCGCAACCAACCACUUUUCCUCUUCUGUAUUUUAUUUGCAUAUCUGAAGAGUACCGAUAGUUGUCAUUGGACAUGUAACGUCUGACCUCUUGUCCACAUUCCAGUUUUACAUUCUUCUCCCCACAACAAACAGGAACUGCCCUAGCAACCAUCUGGACCAGCUUAGUUGCUUGGUUCUCCCAGAAGGAAAACCUGCCCAUCUUUUUUAGUUCAGAUCUAUGUCACUGAAGCAGCCUUCGAUUCAGCCUAAAGGUCAAGGUCUUUAGCACCGACUAGGAAGAAAACUGUGUCGCAGCAGUACAAAGGUGCACGUAUACAAUACAUUUUGGGAGGAACUGUUAUAAAUAACUCGGGGGAAUUAACUGCAUUUUCUGUGCAAGCUCUUGGAGCUGAAACCCUUCCCCCAGGAAAAGAUGGGGAGCAAUGAGAAGAGGUGUGGGAGAAAGAGAUGCUUAACCUUUUCUCUGCCUGACAUGCCUCUAAGGAAUUUGUGAAGUCACGUGUUUGGAACCCUGUAGGGAAAAGCAGCGGAUGUGGCAAUUUUGGAGUGCAGAAGUGGUGGCUGCACGCCGCUCUCCAUGACUCUAAAUUACCCCUCCAAAAGCAGCUUUACUUGGGAAACAAACAAACAAAAAACACCCACCAGCCAUGAUUAGGACUCUGAUAUGCACAUUUCCAUGCAAUGUUAUUUCCUUAAUAAUACAAUUAUGAAACUAACAAAUAUGGCCCAUCUUGCUUGUAACUGUGUAGUUAUAGUUUUCUGUGUCAGUUUGUUUCAUUCUGUAUUUACAUAACUCAAGAAAUUAUUGGUUUGCAAAGCAAGCCUCAAUGAGACUCUGAUUCCAGCAGAAUUAUCUUUUAAAAUAUCCUGCUAGAGCUUAGUUUUCAGUCUAAUAGUAAGACUUGAAGCUAAAGUCUUGCAUGGUCUGCUAUGGGCACACCUGCACUCUUUUGUUCAAGACUUGAUUGGCUGGGAAGAGUAAGUGUCAUGUGACACCUUCCUUUUAAUUAGAAACCUACACGCAGCAUCACUGGUGCCAAUGGAGGUUGCAUUAGGAUACAAAUGGCAGCUUGUGGGGAGGGUUCAACAGGGGCAGCAGGGGAGGGGGAAGGUUAUACCACCUCCCUGUCCCUGAUGAUCCUGGUUCUGUUUUAGGGCCCUCAUUGCUGCUCUUUUUAUUUUUAUAAUGUUAAUUAGGUAAAGGUAAAGGGACCCCUGACCAUUAGGUCCAGUCGUGACCGACUCUGGGGUUGCGGCGCUCAUCUCGCUUUAUUGGCCAAUGGAGCUGGCGUACAGCUUCCGGGUCAUGUGGCCAGCAUGACUAAGCCGCUUCUGGCGAUCCAGAGCAGCGCACGGAAACACCAUUUACCUUCCCGCCAGAGUGGUACCUAUUUAUCUACCUGCACUUGGACGUGCUUUCGAAAUGCUAGGUUGGCAGGAGCAGGGACCGAGCAACGGGAGCUCACCCCGUCGCGGAGAUUCGAACCGCCGACCUUUGGUGAGCAAUUCCUAGGCCCUGUGGUCUAACCCACAGCGCCACCCGCGUCCCUUAUAAUGUUAAUUACAUUCACUUAAUUAGUUUGGCCUGUUUAUAUUGGCACUACCAAAAUAAUCAUAGUACUCACUACUGCAAUGCUUAGAGUAAGAAUUGCCAACACUUGAAAUUUAAAAAAAUGGUACCUAAGUGGGGCAGAAUUCUCUGGCUCAGGCGGCAAAAGUUAUGGUUAGUCUGGUAGUUUUUGCCCUGGUGGAGGUGGCAGAAACUUGUGUGAAUGAAUUUUCUUCCCCUCCCCUGCCUGUAAUUGAGGAGGAACCAACCAAGCCUUGCCUCUGCUCCUGCCUGUGCUCCCAGAAGGAUUUCUCCCCAUUAAGUAAGAAGGCAUGCUGGACUUUGGAGGUUUCUCUCCCUAAGACUGCUUCUGGGCAGGAUGAUAACUAGGAGGGAAGUCUCCACAGUGACAACUGCUCCAGACAUCGAGCCCAAUGUGGUUCCCUUCCCUCUCAGCUGAAUGGGCAUUACCAGAGGGUUUCUUGGUCUUGCCCCUCAGAGAUUCACACUUUGGCCAAUUGCAUUAUGGACAAGCUGAAGACCCCUGAGUGGACUCCCCCGUUUCUUCAUUUGCCUCUGGGAUUAAUGCAGCCAAGGGUGAUGAUGAUCUCCCCAAUAAUUCUGAGGAUCAAAGGAUGGAGAUGGUUCUCCGAAGGCUUCAUGAAGCCAUGGCCCUAGGCAUUAGGACAUCUGCUAAAUGUAAAGGUAAAGGGACCCCUGACCGUUAGGUCCAGUCGCGGAUGACUCUGGGGUUGCGGCGCUCAUCUCGCUUUACUGGUCGAGGGAGCAGGCGUACAGCUUCCGAGUCAUGUGGCCAGCAUGGCGAACCAGAGCAGCUCACGGAAAUGCCAUUCCCCUUCCCACCGGAGCGGUACCUAUUUGUCUACUUGCACUUUGACGUGCUUUCGAACUGCUAGGUUGGCAGGAGCAGGGACUGAGCAACGGGAGCUCACCAUGUCAUGGGAAUUUGAACUGCCGACCUUCUGAUCGGCAAGCCCUAGGCUCUGUGGUUUAAUCCACAGCGCCACCUGUGUCCCAUAGGACAUCUGCUACUGCAUCUCUAUUGCUGCAGGUGUCCUUGUUCUGGGCUAAGGCUCUGCUUAAGGAGGCACCUCAGAGGUGUUCGCACCUGGCACAAGGUUUACGUAAGUUAGAAAAAGCCCCUGCCUUCAUGGUGAUGCUGGACUAGGUGCCAUACAUUUUCUUGCAAUAGCAAUGGCUGCAGAGGCCAAAACCAUGAUUUGUUGAAGUGCUAUCAUACAAAAUGUUUAUAAUUAGCAAAUAGGAACUGUGCUAUAGGGUAGGUCUUAUUUGCGGGUCAUAGGAGUCUACAAAUAGCACUUUCCCUCGUUUCUUUCUCCACUGAAAUGUUUGCCUUAAAAUAACAGCUGUUUUGCUUAUUGUCAGAUGAUGCUUUUGUUGUCCAGCUCCUUUGAUUUGUUAAAACAAAAUGUCAGUGACUCCACAGAGCACGUGCCUGAAGGGCAUUCCUUAGUGCUAGGGACAAUAAAUACAGCGAUCUUUGCCAGUGCCAUUUAAACUGGCCAUCGUAAAUCAAUCAUUUUCUGAAGACCGAUACGUGCCGAGGAUGAAAAUAAUUGGUGACCAGCACAAAGCCUGAGCAUUAGCUAAGCUUGGAGUGGACAUGAGAGGUAUAGAGGGUCAUGCGCAGGCCAUCCUGAGUAGCAUUCAUUUCCCUAUAUUUAAAUAUUUUGUAUAUAUCAUGAGCCAAUAAAUCUCAUAUCCUUGGGGGAAUCCUCCAGCAAAUUACCACGAAGAAGCUGCAGCGCUACACAACAGCUGUACUGAAAUGUCAGAAGGGGCUUACACAGCUGACACAAGCUGCUGAAAACAGAACAUGGCAGCACUUCCAUAAAUUCUCCUCCCCCAGCCAAGCGCUGCUUAAUAUAGACCGACCAUAUGCUCUAGCCCUUGCUCACUCUUACACAAGCAUCUCCUAAGAUUGAGUUGUACUGCAAUUUCGGGCAAAAAAAUAAAUAAAUCUUUCCCACAAACCUUAGGGGCAUUGAGGGUUUCAUAAAAUUGAAGAAGAUAUAACCAGCUCUGGUUAUUGUCUUUCUUAAAUUUCCUUUAGGCGUUUCUGGGUCUUUUUUUUUUACAUCAACAAAGAACAUGUCCGAGUUCAGCCAAAACUCUGACCAAGAAGAAAUCUGUUCUGAAGAGAUCGAUGAAGAUGAAAUCCUAGCAAACCUCUCCCCCGAAGAACUGAAGGAGCUACAAUGUGAAAUGGAAGUCAUGGCUCCAGACCCUGAAGUGCCAGUUGGAAUGAUACAGAGAGACCAGACUGAAAAGCCACCGACGGGAAACUUUGAUCACAGAUCUCUUGUUGACUACCUGUAUUGGCAGAAGACCUCAAGGCGGAUGCAUGAGGAUGAACGAGUGCCUGUCACUCUCUUGCCAUCGGAGGUAAGAAACAGGAAAUGCAACUAUUCUGCAUGCUUCUCGUGGUGAGAAUAGCAACACCGAAUAGCAACAUCUAAAUAAUAAUUAGAUUAAUUGAAUUGUGCUACAAGGCUUUGGGGGGGGGCAUUUUGCUGGCUUUUAUAAAUGCAGACAGAGUAGACCUUCUUGGGAAGGAAGUUCCAUAGCGAAGAGCUCCCACCUAAAAGGUCUUUUUCCACAUCCUAGCCAAAUGUACCUGUCUCAGAGUCAGCCCUUGGACUAUGCCGCUGCCUGGGAUCUUAAAGGGAAAGCGAGCUUGUAUAAAGGAAGGUGCUUCCUAACUAUUUUAGCCGGUAUGUGGUUUUUGAAUCAGUUUUAAUUAUUGUCAUAUGACCUAAGCCCAAUGAAUUACUGGAUCAGUGCAGAAGCUCACAUGAUCAGGUGUGAAGUCUGAGAAUAAAAAUGGAGUUCUAACACAGGAAGAGCAAGACAUUCUGCUGUGCCUUUGCUUUCCUUACUUCUGUGUGAUGCAGGUAUGCUGUGCAGGAACAGAGCCCUGUACCUUAGACAGGUGCUGGAAACUGAUGAAUACACACAGCCUCCCAGAGAUGAAAUGGUGAGGUCUUUUGGCUGGAAGAUUCUCCCUGACUUCCAUGGGAGAGGGGAGAUUCCUUCUUGAAUGCAACAAAAGUCAAACGGUUCAAAUAGAUAAUAUUCAGCCUUGGAAGAAUUGAUUGAUGGAUUAAAGCUAUUUGUGUCCUGCUUCUCUUAUAAUUAAACGCAGCUCACAACAAAAGAUGCAAAAAUGAAAUAUCGGAGUACAGAGAACACACUAAUUAAUUAUUAAUUAUAAUUAAACGCAGCUCACAACAAAAGAUGCAAAAAUGAAAUAUCGGAGUACAGAGAACACACUAAUUAAAAGCAGGAUUUUAAAAAUUUAUCUGUGUAAGCAAAAGCAAUUCAAGCUAUGAGGGAAGCAGAAACGGAGUAGCAGGCUCAUAUUCUUCUCAGAUACUAAAGAGGCAAAGAUAUGGGGCUUUUAAGCUUUUUUAAAAAACAAAAAAACAAAAACACCACUAUUUUAUUUUACGUAUUUUGUAAAAUUUAUACACUGCUUGACUGCAAAAAAACCAACCCCAAAACCUCAAAGCGGUUUAGGAAAAGAGAAACAAUAAAAGUGAGGGGAGGAAACCAUACAAAUGCAAGAAUUGCAGGAGCAGGGAGUAGGAAUCAUGUUUUCACAAUAACUCAGAAUUUCAGUCCUAGAGCUGAGGAAACAUGUUUCCUUGCUUGGGAAACACUGAGGGGAAUGUCCUCAGGAUCACAUGUAAUAAGCCAGGAACAAUUGUGUGCUUGAUUUUGCUUCGCUUUUCCAUUACAAGGUUUAGAAAUGCCUUGCCUUAGGAGAAGGUUUUGUACUGACUUUUCACAAGACUAUUCCUGCAUAGAAGUGCUCAGGAGUCUCACCUGGACAGGAUGAAGAUGAAGUCAGAUACCAGGCACUGACAAGUGAGCAGCGUAUAUCAGUUAGAAAUGGUCAGUUGUCAGUGGAGGUUUGGGCAAAAUGAAUAUGUAGUGGUUUAGGGGAAAUAGUGGAAGAGAGAGAAGUGACUUAGUCAACAGAGGAGAGCAGAGAACAGAGAAAUAGAACAAAAGGCACAGACAGAGGAGUGGGGUAGGAGACCUCUCUCACACUUUAUUGCUCCUGCUCCAUUAGAAACGGUAGAUCUAACAGGAUAUGAGACAACAAAGAAAAAGAGCGAGAAUUGAAAUUAGGGUUCCAUAACCCUGCCUGGCUGAAACUGAGACAUUGCUUAAAUAUUUUACUGACUGACUCUUACAGUUACUGCUGCAAUUACACCAGGACUAGUAGAAAGACUGUAUUGUGCUUAAAGGUAAAGGGCCCCCUGACCAUUAGGUCCAGUCGUGACCGACUCUGGGGUUGCGCCGCUCAUCUCACUUUAUUGGCCAAGGGAGCUGGCGUACAGCUUCCGGGUCAUGUGGCCAGCAUGACUAAGCCGCUUCUGGUGAACCAGAUCAGCGCACAGAAAAGCCGUUUACCUUUCCGCCAGAGUGGUAACUAUUUAUCUACUUGCACUUUGAUGUGCUUUCGAACUGCUAGGUUGGCAGGAGCAGGGACCGAGCAACAGGAGCUCACCCCGUAGCAGGGAUUCAAACCGCCGACCUUCUGAUUGGCAAGCCCUAGGCUCUGUGGUUUAGACCACAGUGCCACCCACAUCCUGUAUUGUGCUUAGUAUUGCUCUAAAAUUAUUCAGGAAAAGCCAGAGGAAGUGAUAACAGCAGAGCAUGCUAAUUAAAAAGAUUUAUACUAAAAAAGAUUUUAGCAUAAUCUGGUAUAUAGUGUGAGGCCCACAAGAGAGAUGCUUGCUUGGUGCUGACUCCCCAGCCAAGCUUGCUUGGUGCUGACUUUGUCAUCUUUCUGGUGCCAGGCAAAUUUACUCUAGCAGGCUUUGUAAAUUACUUUAGGAUGGCUGGAAAUUAAACUAAACUAACACUGUGGGUUAAACCACAGAACCUAGGACUUGCCGAUCAGAAGGUCAGCAGUUCGAAUCCCUGCAACGGGGUGAGCUCCCGUUGUUCAGUCCCUGCUCCUGCCAACCUAGCAGUUCGAAAGCACGUCAAAGUACAAGUAGAUAAAUAGGUACCGCUCCGGUGGGAAGGAAAAUGGCGUUUCCGUGCGCUGCUCUGGUUCACCAGAAGCGGCUUAGUCAUGCUGGCCAAAUGACCCAGAAGCUGUACCCCGGCUCCCUCCGCCAGUAAAGCAAGAUGAGCGCCACAACCCCAGAGUUGGUCACGACUGGACCUAAUGGUCAAGGGUCCCUUUACCUUUACCAGUAUCUUUAACCACUACCUAAGCUAAGCAGGUCCAGGGGAAAAGGGGGCACCGAGUUGGAAAUUCUAUGGAUUCCGAUAUCUUAGAAUUACCAGAAAAAUAUAGAGUGGAAAUCUAAACAUUGAGCAUAUCUCAGCUUUAUUGUCUUUCAGACCAAAGAAUGUGUACUAUGAUUGCUCUCAACCUUUUAAACAUUUUAAACAUAUUGCAAAGCCAGGUGAGCAGUGCUUCCCUACCUCAUUCUGCCCUGCCAGUCACUACUACUACUACUACUACUAAUUUAUAAUAUAAUAAUUUAUUAUUUAUACCCCCAUCUGGCUGGGUUUCCACAGCCAUUCUGGGUGGCUCCCAAUAGAAUAUUAAAUACACACUAAAUUUAAAACAAUAUAAAUUUUAGUAUAUGUACCCCACCCAUCUGACUGGGUUGGUUCAGCCACUCUGAGCAGCUUCCAGCAUAUACAAAAACAUAAUUAAACAUUAAAAACUUCCCUAUGCAGGGCUGCCUUCAGAUGUCUUCUAUAGCUUGCAUAGUUACUUCUCUCCCUGACAUAUGAUGGGAGGGCAUUCCACAGGGCAGGUGCCACUAAAGAGAAGGCCCUCUGCCUGGUUCCUUGUAACCUCACUUCUUGCAAUGAGGGAACUGCCGUAAGGCCCUCGGAACUGGACCUCAGUGUCUGGGCUGAACGGGGGUGGAAACGCUACUCAGACCCUACUGAAAACCCCACAUGUAUGUUCUUUUACAAUGUCCUGUGGGGCUUGUUUAAUGUCCACCUGUAUGUGGUGAUGGAAAAAGAAAUGCUAUGCUUACAAUAAUUCUAAAACAAUAGUUAUUUUGUGGAUAGGAAAACAGGGCAAUCAGUGGAGGGAAAUGGAUGUUUUAGCCAGAAGACCAAUACAUUUGACAUCCAGAGGGAUCUGUGGAGAAAUGGAACAACAAGCCUGACUGCAGAAUGAGUCCAAUAAUGUAUAUUAUUUUGAAACCCAUUAUAAAAUAAUGAAGUAGUUAUUUCCAGAUUUUGACAUAUGAAAGGUUAUUGUAUAAUAGUAAUGUAGCAGACAUUACUGACCAAACUGCGGGAGGCAGUGGAAGACAGGAGGGCCUGGCGUGCUCUGGUCCAGGGGGUCACGAAGAGUCGGACAUGACUAAACGACUAAACAACAACAACAACAAUGUAGCAGAGAAACUCAAAUAAUAUUGACAUCAGAGCAUUUGGACUGUGAAAAGUAAAGAAUAAAUUCCAGCAUAGUACAUACUGGAAAUUAGAACUGUGUAUUUUCUUUUAAAGUAACUCAUCUGCACAGUGGGGAAACAAAUUCAAAUGUCACAUCAACUUUGUUGGUUUUAUUUAGUAGAUGAGGCAAAACCAUUUUAAAUUAUUUCAGCUCUUAGCAUUCUGUUUUCUGCAGAGACACACUGUGGAGAAGUCCGAAGAAAAUUCUGCAGAUAUUAGUAAUGAGAAGCAGAUGGUGAAAAAUAAUGCAGGGAAAACAAAUGGAGACGUAAGAGACUAUAAAGAGAAUGAAGAAGAGGAAGAGGAAGGUGAAGAGGAGGAAGAGGAGGAAGAAGACGAGGAAGAGGAGGAAGAAGAGGAGGAGGAGGAGGAGGAGGAUGAAGAGGAGGAGGAGGAGGAGGAAGGAGAGGAAGAACAGGAGGAGGAGGACGAAGAGAAAGAUAAGGAAGAACUGGGAACAAAGAAACCAUAUGGUGAAGAGGACAGCAGAAAUGAACAUGAAACAGAGGGAUCAGAUGAAAAACAAGACAAUAAUGAAAAGAAAGCAUCAAAAUUAAAUAUUCCCAAAAAAUUAGCUGUAGAUACUAAUUUUAUUAAGUUAAGUGCCAGGCCUUCAGGAAAUCAAACCAAUUUAGAUGAGAGCCUGAGAAAGGUCCAGAAGAAUGACCCAAGCAUGACAGAACUCAACUUGAACAACAUUGAGAACAUCCCCAAGGAAAUGCUGGUGGACUUUGUCAAUGCUAUGAAAAAGAAUAAGCACAUCAAAACAUUCAGUUUAGCCAAUGUGGGGGCAGAUGAUAAUGUGGCUUUUGCCUUGGCCAACAUGCUGCGUGAAAACAGGAGCAUUACUACACUGAAUAUUGAUUCAAAUUUCAUCUCGGGUAAAGGAAUUGUUGCAAUUAUGAGGUGUCUGCAGUACAAUGAGAAGCUGACUGAGCUACGCUUUCACAACCAGAGAAGCAUGUUGGGCCAUCAAGCAGAAACGGAGAUCGCUAGGUUACUGAAAGCCAACCCUACGCUGCUCAAGAUAGGGUAUCACUUUGAACUUCCAGGUCCCAGAAUGGUGGUUACCAAUCUGCUCAGCAGAAACCUCGAUAAACAGAGGCAGAAAAGGAUAGAGGAGCAAAAGCAGCAGCAACGAAAACAGCAGAAAGAGCUAAUAGCCAUGUUAGAGAACGGACUCGGAUUGCCUCCUGGCAUGUGGGAAUUGCUAGGGGGACCAGUGCCUGCUUCAGUGAUGCCUCCUUCGAUGCAACCUCCAAUGCCACCAGUCCCCAAAGCUCCAUCUGCGGGCAGGAAAAACGAACCUGCAAGAAAACCAGAACCUGAAAAGGUAAGCAGCGGCGACUUCAAAAUAGUGAAACUCAAGAGAACCCAGCGGAAACCCACCAUAAAAGAAUAUGUGGAGCCUGCUGAAAAAACCAACCUCAAAGAUGUGAUCAAGACACUCAAGCCUAUUCCAAGAAGACGGCCACCUCCUCUGGUGGAAGUCACUCCUAGAGAUCAGCUACUUAAUGAUAUUCGCCAGAGCAAUGUAGCUUAUCUGAAACCGGUGAGUGCAAUGGGGUGAAAAAGGAAGUAGGAAAAUACUGCAAUAUCUUAAGAUAUUUCAUUCAAAAUCGAGUCAUUUGGGGAUGACAACAGCUGUGUGUUGUGGAGACAAUAGCCUGAAUCCUAAGGGUGAAAUUGCACAUUGCAAAAGCUGUGUUUCUGAGCCUUUAAAUCAGGCACCCCCAAAUUCGGCCCUCCAGAUGUUUUGGGACUACAACUCCCAUCAUCCCUAGCUAACAGGACCAGUGGUCAAGGAUGAUGGGAGUUCUAGUCCCAAAACAUCUGGAGGGCUGAGUUUGGGGGUACCUGCUUUAAAUGCAAGCAUUUUCAAUUUAGACAAAGUGUCAGUGUAUCCCAACCCACCACCCUUGAUCCAGUUCAUCACCCUACCAAGGGAGAGGGUAAGGAACAAAUCCUUUACCUCCACUGUAGUCCCAAUCCAGAGCCACAAUUUGCACUGGAGGAAAACUUUUGAUUCACUUUAAUAUGGAUAUUUUCCAUAUGCAGAUUGCAGGCAGGGAAUGAUCUGCAUAUGGAACCAUAGCAUCGUAGUCCCCCUAUCUCCUACUCUUAUCCUAAUUUAAAUUGGGUGUCAUGUACCGGCAAUUUGUAUAUAUAGCUAUUUGUAUAUAUAGCUAACAUUAGCAGUUAUUUAUUAUUAUUUACUUUUAACAUUUAUAUACUGUACCACAUUUUGCAAAACGAAAACAAAAAGCAAAAUAAACCACAGGGUAGUUUACAACAUAGAACGUAAUAAACAAUGUAUGUCAAUAUAUCCCAUAAUAGCCAGACAAUACAAAACAUUAGAAUGGUUAUGUAGAUACAGUUCAGAAUAAUAAGCAAUACAUAGUAAUAAAUAUGAUAUAAUAACAGUGCCAAAUUAUACACGCUCUUAUAAACCCUGUACAAUCCAGUAGCUCAUAUAACCUGCUUAUCUCAGGUGCAACUAUAAACAUAAUGCACAUCUAAUAACAACAGCCUCCUAAAAAAAUAAGGGAGGGUGAAAUCAGCGGCAGGAUAUCCAGUGCCGGUGUCACGCUAUUUUGCACCCUAAGCAAGACUAAGUACUUGCACACACACACCCCAGAUGUCUUGUAGAAAAAAUGAAAUACACAAAACUUGAAACUGCUAAAUUUGUAAAUUGCAGGAAUAAGUAAUACAACGAUCUUUUAUUGUCUUUCUCAAGUACAAAAGAAAAUGUUUUAGCACACAAAUAAUUUUGAACAAACCUGUGAUAUUAAAAUUAAAGCCUCUGAAAAGUCUCUAUUUCAGGCACAUCAAAAUAUUACUUUGCGUGCCUUUUCCCUUACAAAUUUUGUCACCUAUUCCUUCAGGUGAAGUGUAUCUGAUGCCUGGGCAUGUUCAGUUGAUAAAGUUGCCAAGUUUAAGAUGUGACUUUUAAGAUUUAAAAUGAAGUGUAUUUUCACUUUUUAUGUAACAUAACCUCCAAUCAACUCUGCAGUCUAUUUCAUAUAUACUUAAAAAAAAUUCUAAUGUAUGAAUUACCUCAAAAAUGAUGAAAUUCUUCAAAAUAUAGAAGUAAAAUACUAUCAGAAAUUUAUAAGAUGUAACAAAAUUAAUCUGUGUAAAACUGUCCCUGAAAGGUCAGUACUGUGCCCCUCUGAGGUCUGUACCCUAGGCAGCCUAAUAAUAGCACCAGCCCUGAGGAUAUCUAAACCUUCAGAAAAUGUGUAAGAAAUGCAAAUAUCUCUCUGAACAAACGUAACUCUUAAUUCCCCAUUCACCAGAGAAAAUUACAAAGCUUCCCACCUUUCACUGGUUAACUUCCCUUUUCUUAUCCGGUCUCUCACGCUGAGAGAUCUUCACUUUACGUACUGCCUCUCACUCACAGUCUUUUUACCAUUCAUCAGCCAUUCUUAUGGGGGUGCAGUCCUUGCAUCCUAAUAAGCAAGAAGAAGGAGGUUUCUCCCCAGAAGGAGGGACGCCAAAGGGGAAUUCCCUGUGGUGUAUCCCCAUUGAGGUGACCUCCCCCACCACCACUGGUGAUGGCUGUGGAAGGAAAGUUUUCUGUCCCCUUAUUUCCGCCGCAGAUAUCUCAUGAAGGCUGGAGGGAAGGGGAAAGGGGGAAUGGCCUGCAACUGGGCAGACCUCUCUUCUAUUCCUGACUUAGGAUCCAAAGCAUGCAAACUUCAUUUGUGCACUCACAUUAAUAUUAUGUAAAUACUAAUGAUGGAAUCUUUGUAUUUUGUAUUGUUUUAAAAACCCACAUUUUUUAAAAAAUUCCAAACUAAGAUGCAUGUGGAACAUUUACUGUUUUCAGAAGAGAGAGAAUUUUAAUAGUAGCUAUCGAAAGUAAUUUUGGAAGGAUCCCUUGCAUCAUGGAGGAACCCAUGUUUUGCGCCGGGUUCAGUCUCUGGCAAUUUCAGCUAAAAGAGAGAGGCUGCCAAUCAGACUACAAAUGACAACAACAACUUAUUAUUUAUAUGCCACCCAUCUGACUGGGUCGCCCCAGCCACUCUGAGCGGCUUCCAACAUAUUCUCAGGCUCAACAUGCAGAUGUCAGUGGGGGUGGGGGUGGUGUUGCUAAUAUGGCCAUAUUACUCUGAGUGCAGCCAUACUUUGCAGCUGUCAGGUGGAUGGCAUUAACACUCCAUGCGCCUUUCAAUGCUGUUGUUAUCAGCAUUUUUAGAUCCAUUAUAAUUGCAGCAUUUAAGUCUGUACAGUGGUACUUCUGGUUACGUACUUAAUUCGUUCUGGAGGUCCGUUCUUAACCUGAAACUGUUGUUAACCUGAAGCACCACUUCUAAUGGGAAGGUAAUGGGGCCUCCUGCUGUCGCCACGCCGCCAGAGCACGAUUUCUGUUCUCAUCCUGAAGCAAAGUUCUUAACCUGAAGUACUAUUUCUGGGUUAACGGAGUCUGUAACCUGAAGCGCCUGUAACCUGAAGCGUAUGUAACCCGAGGUACCACUGUAUUGGAAACUACCCAGUGCUGGCUUUGGGGUCCCACCCCCUCGGGGGGCUGGGAUGAAAUGUCUUUGUGAGCCUCCUCCUUGAGUUGGCCCUCAAGGGAAGCUGGGUUCCUUCUCCUUCACCUUGCUUCCAUCACUGCUGACAUUACUAAUGGAACAUGUGAACAGAAAGCAAUAAUGAGGAGGAGGCGCAAGUCCUAGAGAGGGUCUGAAAAUUGGCUGUGAUCUCCUACCUGAAGGUGCCCAAUAGUGGCAACCACUGGGCCUUCUGCUACAGUUUGUUUAUUCUGAUUCUGUUCCCAAAAGGGCAAUCACAUCAUAUUAAUGAUAAAGUGUAUUCAGUGGGUCUCUGCAUGAAAUCUUACAUUCUCCACACUGUGGCACCAAUAUAUGCGAGUGAUGUAUAUGUGUUCACACACAGUGAAUUGGCUAAAAAGUGCCCAGAUUUACCAUUCAGUACUUCUUAUUUUUCCUUCUCUAGUCAUAUUGCUUGAGGAGGAGCAUUUGUCUGAAAUCCUUCUGACCCCGGGUGGGGCGUCUCCAGUGUCAGCCACCAAGAGCAUUGCAAGAUGUGGAGAUGCAGGGUGCAUUUUCCAACAAAUCCCCCCUCUCAAUUACACAGCUGGAAAAGCUCACCCACAUUAGAUCUCUAUCCUUAGGGUGUUUUGCAUGCCUUGGAUGUUUUCACUUGGAUCAGGUCCCGUGUCCUGCACCUGUUAAUCACUGAGGUCACCCAUAGCAGUUACGUUUAAUUAUGUCUUCCUCGGUAGUUCAGAAAUAAUUUUCCAAGCUUGAAAGUCACGCAAUAUACAUUACACCUCCUGGCGGUUCCCUUCAUUACGUUAAGACAUCUGGGCUAGCUUCCUGUCUAGAAACAUGGCAUUCUAAAAUCAGAGCCAGUUUUAAUGCUUUCUGUUUUCAAUCUGUUGUAGCAUUCUUAGUUUUAACUUGAACUAAAUAGCUGUUAUAGACAAACAGCCUGGACAGGGCUAGAGCAUUUUAUUUUAUUUAAUGCCCAUCAUUAUUUCUCAUAUAUAUAUAUUGGUCUAGUGGUUUAAUUGUAGCCUUCCAAACUGUAAAACUUCUAGAACGCUUCAGUCACAUAAAACAACAUAGGAGAACAUUCCUUGACAUGUCCAUUUUGUCAAUUUGAGGACAGUUAAAUGAGGGGCUUUUAUUGCUGGUGAAAGGGGUGGUGGUCAAUUCACACCUUCUGUUCCAGCACUUCUACUUCCCACAAUCCAUAUAUUCCCACAAUGGAAAAUCAGUGGAAAUGGGUUUAGAAACAUAUAACACCGUAAGUCAGGACAGCCUGCAAUUGCCUUAUAGAAGAAAUUCCAGAUACAGUUUGUGACCCUCUGUGCACCUCAGUGAAGGGAAGGAACAGGCUGAUGUUGUGUGUGUGCAUAAACAGAUGAGACACACACCUGGCACUUAGUGUCUUCCAGCCACAAGCACCUUGCAAUGCUCGUUAGAGAACAAUCAACAGCCAGCAUACUCAUCCCAUCCAUCACCUGGAUGGCCUAAGCUUGUCAGUUCAGCUGUUUGUCACACCUGCAGCUCAGUAGAAUGCCUUUUUACCAAGCAUAUUGCAAAAAAAUAGUAACACAAAUCUUUAAUAAAAGCACAGUUAUAAACCUGGGACAUUUCUAAAAUUAAAACCCCCCUCUCUAUGUACUUGUGGUGGACAACUUAUGCUGAGCCUGGUAAUAAAUUUACGUGGAAAGUAAGUUCUGUUGAAAUGGAUGGAUUGCCUAAAGUAUGCGUUUAGGGUUUGGUUGUAAAGAGAACAUCAUCUAUUGCAGGCAUCCCCAACCUGCGGCCCUCCAGAUGUUUUGGCCUACAACUCCCAUGAUCCCUAGCUAACAGGACCAGUGGUCAGGGAUGAUGGGAAUUGUAGUCCAAAACAUCUGGAGGGCCGAAGGUUGGGGAUGCCUGAUCUAUUGCUUGUAGUGGAUUGAAUUGUCACAAUGUGUCUGGUAUAUAUUGAAGAGUUAUUUUGUUUAUACCAUGGAUGGGGAAUUGAACCCAGUUACCAUUUUGUUUCAUUUGGAAGAAGAUUGUGAUGAGGAUAUAUCUUCCGCCUCCCCCACUACCCUACAUUUACAUUUCUUAUUUUUGCUGCACAGGUGCCACUUCCCAAAGAGCUGGAGUAGUUACUCCCCAUUCAGCUGAAGGAAACAACUUGGAGAAGGAAAGAAAAAGAACAAACCAAACACACAGACUGUGCAAGUGUUGCUUCAUAUUGUUCCAGGGCCUGUUUCCUUCAAAUGGAAGACAUGGGAACAAUGCUUAAAGCAUGCCACCUGUUGAAGUGAUGAUUGAAAAGGAUAGAAUGGAAACAGUAUAAAUGGUUAAUAAUUCACACGUACGCGUUUGUAAUGGGCUAGUGCCACCCUAUAGUCUCCGUCAGCUUGCUGGGCUUUAAUUUCAGAGGGUAGGGGCGGAGAGCAGAGGGAUAUUAUCCCCUAUGUUAUAACUUUUAUAGAUUUCUUCAGGAAAUCCCUGUCGCAAUCAUGUUGCCUUCUGCUUUUAAACUUUACAGAAGCAUAUGGUGUCCUUUUGUGAGUUUUUCUUCUCCCCUACAUUCACCCAUCCUUGUGGGGCAUCUCUGUCUGCCAGCUUCAGCACAGGUGUGUGUUGGGUGUUUGGCAAACCACAGCUACUUUCAUCUUUAUUGGAUGAAGGAUACUGCAACAGAAAUGAACAUCUACUUUCAGGGAUGGUUGCUGUCAGUACUUUUUUUUUCUGGGGGUACAAAUACGCCUAAACAUUUUGUGAAUCUAACGGGAGAAGAAACUAAACAAAUUAAAAAUGUUAGUUUCUUCUCUAGCACGGUGAAUCGUCCGUUCCAUUGAAUAGCAGGGUGAAUUGUCAGUUCCGUUGCAACCCCUGACGGCGGCCUCAUUUCCUGUCACGGUGUUUUAGAUGGAAGCAAGCGUUUAAUGUAUGAAGUAGGAGUAUGAAGCAUGGUGAUUGGUCAGUUUCGUUGUUACCACCUCCGAUGGCAGCUUCAUUUCCUUUCCUGGCGAUUUUCUUGAGUCAAAGUGAGAGUACCACUAAACAUUUUUUAAAGAAAAAAAGCACCGGUUGCUGUACAUCAGCCGCAAAAGCCAAGAUAUAGAGGUGGUGGCUGUGAAGACUCAAUGAGCAAUGAUUUCCCAAGGUUUUAGGAAACCGCUGGCAGGACACCCCCAGUGGGCUCUCCUUGCAGCUACCAGCUGUUCCCCUUCCAAUUUUUACUAUCACAUCCAUCUAGACUGAAAGCUGUGGAGUAGCAAUGGCUGCCCAAAGCUACAGCUCCUCCUUCUUUACAUUGCUGCGGCAGCUAGACUGGUAACUGGGAGCGGCUGCCGAGACCCUAUAACACCGGUCUUGAAAGACCUACACUGGCUCCCAGUACGUUUCCGAGCACAAUUCAAAGUGUUGGUGCUGACCUUUAAAGCCCUAAACAGCCUCGGUCCAGUAUACCUGAAGGAGCGUCUCCACCCCCAUCAUUCUGCCCGGACACUGAGGUCCAGCUCCAAGCAGUGGUGUAGCGUAGGGGGUGCGGGGGGGGGCGGCCGCACCUGGCGCAACAUCUGGGGGGCACGUGCUCACAGCUCUCUGCCCCUACCUGGCUCACUCAGGGUUAGGGGGCGCAAAUUACUUGCCUUGCCCCGGGUGCUGACAACCCACGCUACGCCACUGGCGCCAAGGGCCUUCUGGCAGUUCCCUCACUGCGAGAAGCAAAGCUACAGGGAAUUGGGCAGAGGGCCUUCUCAAUAGUGGCACCUGCCCUGUGGAACGCCCUCCCACCAGAUGUCAAAGAGAAAAACAACUACCAGACUUUUAGAAGACAUCUGAAGGCAGCCCUGUUUAGGGAAGCUUUUAAAGUUUAAUAGGUUAUUGUAUUAUAUUCUGUUGGAAGCCGCUCAGAAUGGCUGGAGAAACCCAGCCAGAUGGGCGGGGUAUAAAUAAUACAUUAUUAUUAUUUUAAAAAAUUAUUAUUAUUUGCAAGGUGAGCAAGCAAAUGACAAUGAGGAGCAGCAGCAUGUCAGAUGAGGGCUGUGGAGGAUUGGCUUUUGCAGAUACCUCACCCUACCACCCUUCAGCUCUCAGUAAAGCUUGUCUUUGUGAACUUUAUGUCUUAUCAGGGCUAUCCAUUUAGGUAAAGUGUGAGCGGCCUACAUCUGUACCCAAAGGCAAAUCGGGGAAGACAGCUGAAACUGGUUUGGAGAACAUUGACACCACUUCCUAGGCUGCUGUGCUGACAGGCUUGCAUUCUUUCUUGACAGCUUCAAGUUACAGUGGGGCACUUUCUGCGAUUUCAUUUAUUCUUCUUCAUCACUGUCUAAAAACAUGGCAUCUCGGGCUCUUGGAGAAGAGUAGCUCUCCUUCCACCCCUGGCAGCUCCACCCUGUCCUUGCUGCAUCCCUGAUGGUCUCUUUCCUUCCCCACUGUCAAGGCCACCCUCUGUAUAGCACAGCCAUGGGACUGCAGUUUCAGAUAUCCGCUGGGGCAGCUUGUUAAUGGACUGGAGGAGCUGGGGCAGAGCAGAGUCCUUUGCUAGAUGAGUGACUCCAGGUGCUUGGAGCACUGCCCAGCUCAGAACUGCAAGUUCAUUACAAGCUGGAGGAGAAAACUAGGCCUGGUCCUUGCAGAAGAUUGGAGAUUAGCCGCUAGAGACAAAGGUGAUAAUCCACCCUUGGCCAAUUAUUUAGCAGUAUCUAAAAGCUGGCCUGGCCAAUGACUUAAUUGGCCAGCUCUUUUGAUUUUUGAAGAGUGAAAUACAGCGCUGCAAUGUAUGCAAGAUGAAGUCUCUCCCAUAUUGUGUGUGGGGGGAAAUAUUUUAAAAACAGGUACAUGUCCAUUUCAUUUGUGAUCUUUUGCUUUUAGUACUGCAGGAUUCCAGAAGCAAUGAAUAUGUUGCGGUGUGUGCAUGGUGUAAAUUCAUCCACUUUCUCAUUAACUUGUGGCAACCAGCUUUAUGCCUCUCAUUUACAUAUGCCUCUCAGCUUUAUACAAGUUUAUGCCUCUCAUUUAUUCACCACUACAGCACUUCCAUUGCAAAAGCUGUAAUGACAUUGUUCUCCCCCAAGAGACACGCAAGCACCCCCCCCAACACAUUUCCCUUAUGUAACUAUCAUGCAUGCAGCUAUACCUUAAGACUGAGGCACACAACAACUUUGCUGAUGGCAACCUACUUAUAAGUUGAGGCCAACGUAUUUCUCCUUCCUGCUCGGGAGACACUUGCAAUACAGCUCUGGAAUGAGUAAAACAGGCACCUGCAAUAGGCUGCUGUGAAAGGUGGACGCUGCUUUAACAUGCAAACUUGAAUUUUACUUACGGCAAAGGAGUACAGGCCCUUAAAUUCAAAAGAGGCUUAUGCUUCAGGCUUGCACAAACUUGAAUUUAUGUCACACUUAUGCCAGUUUAAAUUAGGAAUCCUGCCAGGCAACUGUUCUACUACACUGAGACAUACCAAGCCACCACCUAGCAGAUUUAUGCUGCCUUAGAUAGAUCGCUUUUUAUCACUGUUCAUUUGUGGAGCUACACCACUUACAGAUCAAUGCAGCAGCUGCCUCCUAGGAUAACAACUAAGACAACCUAUCCUCACAGCCUUUGUGGUGUACUUUCCACUGACUGUAGCAACACUGAGGAACCUGCAGCCCUCCAGAUGUUGGACUUCCAUCAUCCCUAGGCGCCAUGGCCCAUCAUCAGGGAUGGGAAUUGUAACCCAAUAUCCAGAGGGCCACAGGAUCCCCAUCUCUGUACAUGAACAUAUCUUGAAAGCUGUUCAUCGCCCUGUUAAUCACAAUCAAACUCACUAAGCGCACACAGGCUUUGAAAUGCUCAAUGCUGCUUGGCUAAGUAAAAUCAAUCAAGAAAUAAGUUUCACAAGCCCCAUUGUCGAUGAGCACAGCCUUCGAUCAGGGUCAGGACGUAAAUUUCAGAAGAUGGAAUUCAAUGCUAGCACAAACCCAGUGAAGUUAAUGGGCAUGGCAAACUUUGGUUCAUUAAUUUUGAUGGCUCUACUCCAAGUAGGACUUAGCUGAAUACAACCCAGAGAAGGCAGACCUGUGGUUGUCUCAGUUGCUGCCCAUGUGGUAGGGAAGUAGAGAAAAGCAAUGUGAUGAGAGGCUGGGUGGUGUAGACUUAGGUUGCAAUCCUAUACCUCCAUAGUAAGCUCCAUUGAAGGUACAGAUCAUACACACAAUUUGAAUUUUAAAAUUGUUUUCUAGAGAUUUUAAGCAACCCUUUUGUCCCAAGAAUUGUCUCCUGCAGCUUCCAAGUUUUUCAGUUUUGCCAUCAAGCAACACUGCAGGAAGGUAAAUAAUGUGGCAGCACAGCCAGUGGCUGCUCAGUAAAAAUAUACCUGAGGCAGAACAAAGAUGAUGGAAUCAGCAAACUUCAAGGGUUGCAACAUACAGAAGCUCCUGCAUAGAUGAAAGUUUAGAUAGGGAUUUGGAGUUGAGCAUUGUCUCUCUCUACUCUUGUAGUUAUUGCUCACUUGUAUGGCAUUUCAAUGUUCAAAGUUUUUACAGUGUAGUAGACCCUAAUUCAGAGUUACUCAGAUCCAGUCAGUACAUCUAUCAGAUCACUUUUAUCUUGCUCAGAAUGAAUAACUGGAGGAUAGACAAGAGUGGGACUGGACUUUUUCCUAACUAGUAGUCUGGCUGAAUUCAGACUUAAGUGGGGAUCACAGGUAAUGGCACAGCUCAUCAGCUAGAGCAGUACAUGGCAGUGGGGGGUGGGGGCGCGUGGAGAGCAAACAACUAUGCACAGCUGCGGUCAAUGCUGACAGCCGAUACAGCCAGCACCAUAAGGAGUUUCUAAACAUGGUAUCUCUUUGUAAAUUUAGGCAAAGGGACUUCAAGUUUCAUGCUGAGGAACAAACUCAACACGGGUUUCACUGGGAGGUCAGAAGGAUAAACUAGCUCCUUAUAUGUUUGCCUAUCUCACCUCUUUGUCACUGCACCCUGAAAAGCAAAUAGUGAAGACAGUUCUCUGGAGGAAAGAAAGGGUGGGGAGAGAGAGAGAGAGAGAGAGAGCAGGUAAGUCAGCAAAUUCUUGAAGCGCCAGGUACUACUAAUUACUGCAGUCCUUUAGUGACUUAUAGAUGCAACUUUAAAAUAACACAUACCAUACAUUUCACCAUGAGAUGAUCUACAGCCUUCCUAAACCUAAUGGGGGAGAAAAUGUCUUAGUUCCCAGGCUAUUUUAUUGUGCUCUUCUUUGGGCGAAUGUCAGGUGAACAACAGACCUUCACACCUAGGCCUCCCCUGUUUCAGGCUCUACUGUCCUCUGAGCACAGUCAGUGGAUCAUUCCUCCAUCACUACAUCAGGGAGGCCUGUUUCCCACAGACCGUCCUUUCUCUCGAACUACAGAGGGGUAGGUUCACAGCAUCCUAUGGCCCCCCAAGGAGAUACAUCGUAUCUCCCCAAGGUUAAAAGGCAGCAACGACACUAGUGAAAAGAGACGCUUCUAUUGAUAAAGCACAAAGGAAUUAAAGACUCUCAAUUCAAAACAAAACAAAAAUGAAUGUUUUACAUGAAAAAUAUUGAGAGGGUUUGAGAAGGAAACUUAUCUUUUUAUACAACCAUGACAAGACUAUGGUAAAAGUCUACAAAGUGCAUUAAUUUACAAAGGGAUUUGCAACGCCUAGCCUGUAAAUUCCUGCCUCUGUUACCAGAGAUCAAUUGUGCAUGCAUUAAAGCACAUCCAAACACUG
Messenger RNA from Podarcis lilfordi (Lilford's wall lizard), 29084 nucleotides. NCBI's taxonomy places the organism in Eukaryota, Metazoa, Chordata, Lepidosauria, Squamata, Lacertidae. The record is from the annotation of a GenBank genome assembly.